Arthroderma uncinatum is the source of this 3342-nucleotide messenger RNA. RefSeq names its product methyltransferase. Lineage: Eukaryota; Fungi; Ascomycota; Eurotiomycetes; Onygenales; Arthrodermataceae. Gene Ontology annotation, cellular component: nucleus; cytoplasm. The record is from RefSeq and is a predicted model, not a curated record. Gene Ontology annotation, molecular function: tRNA (cytidine-N5)-methyltransferase activity; tRNA binding. Gene Ontology annotation, biological process: tRNA methylation. The transcript is spliced from 6 exons. The coding region runs from base 1 to 3342 and encodes 1113 amino acids.
AUGGGGAAGAAGCGGAAUUUUAAAAAGAAGGGUGGCUCCAAGGGAGGUUCCCGCAGCACUCGACCAGCAAACUAUUCUACGAUUUUGGUUCGGGAGAAUGAGAACUAUGAGAAAUAUUAUAAUUCGCUCCAGAUAGUCCCGGAAGAUGAGAAACAACAAUUCUGGGAUGCUAUGCGGCGUGAUUUGCCUAAUAGUUUCCGCUUCACCGGGUCUAGAAGUCAUGCUCUAGCUCUACAGAAGCAAUUGAAGGACUUCUACAUCCCUAAUAUUACCUCAAUUCGAUAUGAGGGUGAAUUAGUCGAGCCUCCUCGACCAGUGCCAUGGUAUCCCGAGCAGCUGGCAUGGUCAAUGACGACCCCGAAAAGCGUUGUCCGCCGCUUCGCACCCUUUUCAUCGUUUCAGAAGUUUCUCGUCUCGGAGACAGAGGUUGGUAACAUCAGUCGGCAAGAAGUCGUGAGCAUGAUUCCGCCACUUCUUUUGGAUGUGCGGCCUGGCAUGGUGGUGCUGGACAUGUGUGCUGCACCAGGUAGCAAGUCUGCGCAAUUGAUGGAGAUGAUACACGCGGGCGAGGAAGAGCGGAUGGCGAAGAUUGCGCAGAAGUUAGAAAACACAGAUGAUGCUACGAGGCAGAAUGGUGGGGUGAAGGUUGCAGAUCUCUUGAACGGGGAGCCUGAAGUUGCGGAGGCUGAUGCGGUAGAGGACGAUGGCAGAUCAACGGGAUUGUUGAUUGCGAAUGAUAGCGAUUAUAAACGAGCGCAUUUGUUGAUUCAUCAGAUGAAGCGUCUGAAUUCGCCGAACUUGCUCGUCACGAACCAUGAUGCGACUGUCUACCCUUCCAUCAGGCUACCUCCUUUGACGUCCGCCGAUGGCCGAACUACGAAAAACCGAUACCUCAAGUUCGACCGUAUCUUAGCUGAUGUGCCUUGUUCUGGAGAUGGGACGACGAGAAAGAACGUUAAUCUUUGGAAUGAUUGGAAUCCAGCAAAUGCCAUUGGGUUGUUUGCUACGCAAGCGCGCAUCCUAUUCCGAGCACUGCAGAUGCUUAAGGUUGGCGGUCGUGUGGUGUAUUCUACAUGCAGCAUGAAUCCUAUCGAGAACGAAGCUGUCAUCGCCCAUGUCAUUGAUCGAUGCGGUGGAUCCAGCAGCGUUGAGAUUAUUAACUGUGAAAAUGAGCUCCCCGAUUUGAAGAGACGACCCGGUUUGACGACAUGGACGAUCAUGGAUAAGACUGGCCGGAUAUAUGAGAACUGGGGAGAAGCUGAGGAGGAAGUCCGAAAGCUCAACCCUGCGGCCAACCGGCUUGUCGAGGGCAUGUUCCCGCCCUCCAAGGACGCGGAAGCUGUUGACCUGACACGGUGCAUGCGUGUGUACCCACAUAUGCAAGAUACCGGCGGCUUCUUCAUUACUGUUCUUGAAAAGAAGCGUGAGAUCAAGGCGAAGCCGGACUCUACGAAGGCAGCUACAGCUACUCCCCAGAUUUCCACCCCUACUGCGUUGUCUGAGCCAGACCCAGCGGAAAAGAAUGGCAAAGCUGAACCAAGAGCACCAGCAAACCAGCUAACCGCCGAAAGUGGACAAGAAGCUGCCACAUCUACACUCAAGAGAGGCCCAGAGCACCUCGAUGAGCCGGAAGCCAAAAGGCCGAAGGUGGUCGAGGACACCCAGCAGGAAGUAGACAAGGCCCCAGAAGCUAAAGAACCAACAGAAGCACCACCAACAUCAACAUCAACAGCCGUAGCACCACCUAAACCUAAGCGCAGACAGCAAAAUUCCUUCGAGGAGCCCUUUAAAUACCUCGACUCCAACCGCGAGGACCUCGAUGCCAUCUUCGACUACUUCAGGCUCGCUCCCCAGUUCCCUCGCGACCGCUUCAUGGUCCGCAACGCUGAGGGCCGCCCUGCCAAAACCAUAUACUACACCACAGUGCUAUCCAGGGAGAUCCUUACAGAGAAUGAAAGCACAGGGAUAAAGUUCGUGCACUGCGGCGUCAAGAUGUUUGUCAAGCAGGACGUACAGAAGCCGGAUGUUUGUCCAUGGAGAAUCCAGAUGGAGGGUCUGCCUGUUAUAGAGUCAUGGGUGGGCAUGGACCGGGUAGUGAAGAUGUAUACGAAAUCGACACUCAGGAAACUCCUGGUGGAGAUGUUUCCCAAGGUAAACGAUGGAGCAUGGAAGGAGCUGGGAGAGAUUGGGGAGAGAGUCAGGGACAUGGAGAUGGGAUGCUGCAUUCUACGAUUGGAGACGAGUGAUAAGGAGGAUGGAUUCCGAGAACGCAUGGUAUUCCCGCUCUGGCGCAGUGCCUACUCGGUGAACCUCAUGCUGCCCAAGGAGGAACGCCGAGCAGUUCUUCUCCGACUAUUUGACGAUGACACGCCGCUAGUCAACUCGACGCAGAAGAGAGAAGCUGCAGCCAAAGCCAAGGAGGAGAUCAACGUUGCCGACUACGACUCGGAGCCAGAAGCCAAUGGCAACGCCAACGGCAACGACGAGACAGAAGAUAUUGAAGCUGAGGCUGAGGCUGAGGCGGAUACUGCAGUCGACACUGCCGGUGAAGAUGCCGGUGAAGACCCAAGAAUAAUAGAAGAAGAAGAAGAAGAAGAAGAAGAGGAAGUUGAUAAUGGGCAGUUAUUUCAACCUGAGAGUCGAUAUAUCUGGUUACAUGGACAUCAGAGUGCUCUAGACUUGAGCACUGCAGGACAGUUGCCCGUCCGCGCCUUCACGAUGGCACCUCUACAAGAUCUAUACGCCCUCCUCCAGAGAAGCUCGGUGAACGACAACAAUGAGCCAUCAUCUUCACUCACCUCGACCUUCACUCGUAUCGGAGUCGACAAGUCGCUGAGCUCUCGAGCUCUACAGCCCGUGAGCAAACGAUACCAGAUGAUAAACAUUCCAGCAAUAUACACUGGCCCACACACCUCCCCGCCCAUCGUUGUGGCCAUCGUCCUUGGGACGGUCAUAGGCUUCGUCGCGGUGGCCUACCUCGUCUACACCCUGGUCAACAAGCCCAAGGACAUCAUGUCAGCAUCCUCGGUGGUGUCCGAUGAGUUCCGGCGGCCAAAACGCAGACCACCACCGCGCCGAAGACCAACGAAGCCAGGCCCCAGAAAGAAGCCGAUAAUCGUCGACGAGGAUAUAGUGGACGAGCCAGAGCCAGACUUUGUCGACGUUCAGGACACCAGCGAGAUGCACGGCAGGUAUGAAGGGACGGAGUCGAUCCAAAGCCCGUACUCGGAGGAGUCAUCGGAGGCACACUACCACCACCACGGACGAUCGAGACACUCGCCGGAGAUGGCUGAGUCGUUUUAUGACCCGCACAGCAGUCGGGGGGGCAGACGAGGAAGAUGA